AUGACUCCUUAUGAAGCUCUUUAUAGGAGAAGGUGCAGAUCUCCUGUUGGAUGGUUUGAGGUUGGUGAAGCUGGGUUGAUAGGACCAAAUUUAGUUCAUAAAGCUAUUGAAAAGGUGAAAGUGAUUCAAGAGAGGUUGAAAACAGCGCAAAGUUGUCAGAAAUCUUACACUGAUGUUAGGAGAAGGGAGUUAGAGUUUGAAGUAGAUAAUUGGAUGUAUUUAAAAGUUUCACCAAUGAUAGGUGUUAUGAGAUUUGGCAAGAAGGAGAUGCUUAGUCCCCGUUACAUUAGCCUUUACAGAAUAUCGAAAAGGGUAGGUAAUGUAGCUUAUGAGUUGGAGCUACCACAAGAAUUUAUCAAGUCAGGCCAAGAGAAUUCUGACCUAGACAAGAAUCAAUAUCCUAAUCUUCGAAUCAAAACAAAGCAAAUCGGUAAAGGGGCUGAGGAAUAUGGACGUACAUCAGUGGCAAUCACACCAUGA
Molecule: messenger RNA, 480 nt
Organism: Solanum verrucosum
Lineage: Eukaryota; Viridiplantae; Streptophyta; Magnoliopsida; Solanales; Solanaceae
Exons: 2
Coding region: 1-480 (159 amino acids)
Source: RefSeq, a predicted model, not a curated record